Molecule: messenger RNA, 1902 nt
Organism: Corylus avellana
Lineage: Eukaryota; Viridiplantae; Streptophyta; Magnoliopsida; Fagales; Betulaceae
Product: 1-aminocyclopropane-1-carboxylate oxidase homolog 1
Source: RefSeq, a predicted model, not a curated record
UUUCAAAACAUUUAUAAUAUCGUGUGUCAUCUCACAGAAUUUUGCAUAUUUUUUAAUGGCAUAAAUCCUCCACUUGUUUUUAUUAAAACUAGAAAGCGUGCGGUUUUUAAGGUUUGAUACGCGGGUUUUAAGCAAUGAAUGAAGCUUACGCUAGUUUCCACAUUUUGGCAUGAAGUGAGUGAAUAGGACGAAUAGGCCAGUUUUUCUGUGGCAAAAAACUUUCUUUUUUGGGAUAUUGGUGAUCUAUAAAGGGGCCAAAACAUGUAAGAAAAAGACACUUGUGCUUAACCUACAUCAUUGUGUUGUAAUGCUUGAAGAAUAUGAUUUUUGGGCAAAAGCCAAAAGUGGGUAUCUCAUUUACCUUGGCCUUUUCUCCAACUUACGUUGCUCACUCAUUUUUAUAAUCAUAGGCAUCUGGUCUGGUCUCAUCCAGUUCUUCCAUUCAACAAGAGCAUCUUGUCCCUCUUCUUUUUGCUUGAAUGCCCACUUCCAACCCUUCAAAUUUGAGGAAGCAGUUCAUUUUCGAUAACCCGGAAUCCGCUAACUCAAGGAUGGAGUUCCCAUCUAUCACCGGGGAACCAGUUAUUCCUGAUGUUGUUUUGGGAUAUGACAGGGGGAGGGAAGUGAAGGAGUUCGAUGAAACAAAGGCUGGAGUUAAAGGACUAGUAGACUCUGGUGUGGCCAAGGUCCCUAGGUUCCUCAUCCAUCCACCAGAGAGGCUUCCAAUGUCAUCUCCAGCCAGUACUGUCCACUUCCAGGUUCCAGUGAUAGACCUCCAAGGCUUUGAGAGUAGCCGGCGGGAAGAGAUAGUCGAUGAAAUGCGUAGAGCAUCAGAGACAUGGGGUUUCUUUCAAAUGGUUAAUCAUGGAGUUCCGGUUAGCGUCAUAGACAACAUGUUAGAAGCCGUAAGACGAUUCCAUGAACAACCAAAGGAAGAGAAGAUGGAGUGGUACUCACGCGAUUACAAGCAACGAGUCAGGUAUUACUGCAAUGGCGAUCUCCUCGUGUCGAAAGCAGCAAAUUGGAGGGACUCCAUUGCAUUUGAUUUCCAAGAUGGUCCCCUAAAUCCUGAAGCAUUUCCCCUAGUCUGCAGGGAGGAUGUUGUUAGUCAAUAUAUGAAACAUGUCAUCGAACUAAGCGAGGCAAUCUCAGAAUUACUAUCAGAGGCUUUGGGGCUUAGAACUGAUUACCUUGCAGGCAUGGAAUGCAUGAAAACUGAAUCACUGGUGUGCCACUAUUACCCUGUUUGUCCUGAACCAGACUUGACUCUUGGCGCAACAAAGCAUUCAGACCCAUCAUCUCUAACUCUGCUCCUGCAAGACAAUAUUGGUGGCCUCCAAGUCCUGCAUCAAAAUCAUUGGGUUGAUGUUCCACCAGUGCACGGAGCACUAGUAGCCAACAUCGGUGACUUCAUGCAGCUUAUCACCAACGACAAGUUCAGAAGCGUGGAGCAUAGGGUACUAGUUGGACAGGCUGGGCCUAGGGUUUCAGUUGCAUGCUUUUUCUAUCCAAGUGCUACACAUAAGUAUAAACCAUAUGGGCCAAUAAAGGAGUUUCUAUCUGAUCAGAACCCACCCAUAUACAGGGAAACUCAUAUCAGUGAGUAUCUUGCCUUCUACAGAUCAAAGGGACUGGAUGGAAACUCAGCCCUUCCUCAUUUUAAAGUUUAACCCAUGCUGGCAAUACAAUGAAAGUUUUAAGGUACCGCAAAAUUUUGAGUUGUGGAAUGCUUUUAACUGAUAUCAAUCUGUAAUGAAGUAAAUAAAUCUUUGACUUUACUGUUAAUUUUUUAUUUUUUAUUUUUUCACAGCUUGUGUAUAACAAUGUAGGACUCUAGGUGGUAACUUGGUAUGUUUGUUAAUGUGUUUUUGGGGAGUAUUUUUGUUUUUGGGUUGUUUGUUA